AUGAGUUUCGACUGGGAAAGCCAAGCCCAAAAGGGCAGAGACAUCCUGACCAACUCCAUUCCGAAGCAAUGGCUUGUUCCCGCUGACAGACUGCCACCAGCCUCGCAGAAGAGCGUGGUUGAAUUCCCGAGGGAAAGUGGCUUGCUUUCCACACGCGAACUUCAGAUUACAGAUAUGACUGCUACGGUAUUGGUAGCUGAGAUGGGGAAGGGAGCAUUGACGGCGGAAGAUGUCGUUACUGCUUUCUUGAAGCGAGCUGUUAUAGGUCAUCAAUUGCUCAAUUUUGCAACCGAGUUCCUCGCCGAGGAGGCAAUCUCCCGUGCUAAAGAGCUCGAUGAGUACUACCGACGCACAGGGAGACUCGUUGGCCCCUUGCACGGUGUUCCGAUCAGUGUGAAAGAGCAUCUGUCUAUGAAGAACCGAACAUGUAACACGGGAUAUGUAGCUUGGACCGACAAAGUCUACACGGAAGAUGCACUUCUCCUUCAACUCCUAUCCAAAGCUGGCGCAGUAUUCCACGUCAGAACCAACCAACCCCAAUCACUCAUGCACUUGUGCUGCAGUAACAACAUCACCGGCACGACUGUGAACCCACAUAACCGCACUUUAACUCCAGGAGGAUCAUCCGGCGGCGAAGGUGCCUCAAUGGGAUUCCGCUGUGCACCACUCGGCAUCGGCACCGAUAUUGGCGGAUCGAUUCGCUGUCCGGCAGCGUUCUGCGGCGCCUAUGGAUUCCGUCCUUCCUCACUGCGAAACCCGGCAACAGGGAUCAAAGUGGCUUCAUCUGGACAGGAGAAUAUCCGCGGUGUCGUGGGACCGAUGUCCAGUCGCUCGAUUGAAGAUCUGGAGCUGUUCCAACGAGCUGUUUUGGAUCAGGAACCGUGGGAUGUGGAGACAUCAUUGAUGCCUCUCCCUUGGAAGAAUGUUGCUCCAACGCGAAAUAUGACUGUGGCGAUUAUGUGGGACGAUGGCUGUGUACACCCUCAUCCUCCAAUCACCCGUGCCUUGCGAUUUGCCAGGGAUCGACUCGUUGCUGCGGGCAUCAAAGUCGUGGACUGGGAGCCGUAUAAGCACCAACAUGGAUGGGAGGUCAUCUCCGCCCUGUACUACCCCGACGCAGGCGUAAAGCAACGUGAACUCCUCGCCCAAUCUGGCGAGCCUGCUCGCCCUCUCACGGAAUGGGCGUUGUCGUAUAGUAGAAGCAAGCCCCUCACCCAGGCAGAAACCUGGAAUCUGCAAGAACAGCGGGAAAUAUAUCGGGAUGAAUAUUGUGGUAUCAUGAAGAGUCGUGGUGUUGACUUCAUUCUGUCGCCGAAUUAUCCUGGAGUCGCUGCUGUGAUGGGUGAGUCUCAGUAUUGGAAUUAUACCGCGAUCUGGAAUAUUGUGGAUCUUCCUUCUGCGACUUUCCCGUCGGGUCUCACUGUUGAUUCCAAGUUGGAUGUCUUAACUGAGAAUGACAAGAGGUAUGUUCCUAGGGAUGAUGUGGAUGAGCGCGAGUGGCGCAAGUAUCAGGGUCCAGAGCGAUAUGAAGGUGCACCGAUCGGGCUGCAGAUUGCCGGGAGGCGAUUCAAGGACGAGGAGACUUUGGCGGCUGCUAAAGUAGUUGAGGAGAUCAUUGGUGGUCAGUUGAACUCGAAGCUUUGA
This is a messenger RNA of Penicillium salamii, 1644 nucleotides long. NCBI's taxonomy places the organism in Eukaryota, Fungi, Ascomycota, Eurotiomycetes, Eurotiales, Aspergillaceae. The record is from the annotation of a GenBank genome assembly.